AUGAGCUCGCCCGAGUUAUCUGGGCAUCGCAUAUCCUCUAUCGACCAAUACGCGAAUGACGAUGAUGAUGAAGAACUAGGUGAUGACUCGGAUCUUGAACAAAUAAGUGCCAAUAACCAGCUCUUGACGACAGGCAACGAAAUCAUUCGUAAGAAGUUUCUCAACUGCAUUUGUGAUCUACUUUCCCAUACCAAAGGUCCAAAAUUCGUCACAGCUGCUACGCUUAGGGAGAACGAGGAUUCGAUCGAAAUUGAUCUUGCUCGGAACGAUGGAUUUGAUGCAAACGAUGAUGAGUACCUGUCUUCACUGGCUAGGUUCCUCGCUAUUGAAGAUGAAGAGAUCUCUCGUCAAGAGGUCGUGGACCACUGCCAUUGGUUCCUAGAUAGAACCACCGACUACAACUUAAACAGGGUUGACUUCUGGGUUGAGAAGACGGUCGGAAUAUUAAAAGGAUCGCCAUACCGAUCUAUUCCACCUUCAUCGAAUGCAGACUAUGUUCACGGAACUUGUCUGCUUGGCUGUUGUUCUGAGGUGCCAAUAACAAGAACUACCACCACUCAACUUCUUCUCAGCAUUUUCAAUUAUGGAUCUUGGAAAUUAGGAGCACCGACAAAAGCACAACAAGAAGACGAAAGACAUGAAUUCGUGAUGCGUGCAGGAGACGCUAUGCGCUCCCCGGAGGACACAAAGGCCGACCUCAAAGCUAUGGUCCCUUCAGCGAAUCAUCUCAGAAUUAUGAAUAUGUGGCGGCUUUUAGCAAGACCAGCUACUAAUCUUCAGAUUAUUUCUCAGGUUGCUAAAUUGUUGCCACAAUUUCGGUCAGUUACAUUCAUUAGACUCUCAAAACCCGCCCCGUUGAAGCUUCAGAAGCACCAGACUCCAAAGAUAUCGACGGCGUCAAAAAUCUGGGACUCCCUUCUAUCUCAGCCAAAGGAUCUUAUCCUGCAUCAAAUAAAAGAUUUCUAA
Messenger RNA from Talaromyces rugulosus, 966 nucleotides. RefSeq lists its product as uncharacterized. Lineage: Eukaryota; Fungi; Ascomycota; Eurotiomycetes; Eurotiales; Trichocomaceae. The transcript is spliced from 3 exons. The record is from RefSeq and is a predicted model, not a curated record. Bases 1 to 966 code for a protein of 321 amino acids.